UCUCAAAAUGAAUUCCCUUCCACCUCCACUUCCUCCACCCCUUUCACCGCCAUCAUCACUUACGCCGCCUCCACCUCCUCCACCCCUUUCACCACCAACACAACUUACACCACCACCCGCAAAGCAGGCCACUCAAGCUCCUCUUAAACAAAUUGUCAUCUCAAAGCCAUCUAUAACAAAACAACAUAGUCCAACAUUAGCUGCACAAAAUCCUGACAUCAUAAGAUCAACCAAGGCACCAAUACUCCAUCACCCUCGCCGCCGCCGCACCAACCUAUUUAUAUGGUUUGGUGCAGCUUUUUGCCUCAUAUUUAGUCUUCUUCUCAUCUUCUUUGGAAUCACAACUCUGAUCAUCUUCUUGGUCGUUAAACCAAGAAGCCCUGUGUUUGACACUCCCAGUGCUACUCUCAGCACCAUCUACUUUGACUCGCCAGAGUAUUUCAAUGGUGACUUAACCUUCCUGGCAAAUUUUUCCAACCCAAAUCGGAAAAUUGGUGUGAGAUUUCAGUACCUGGAAAUAGAGCUUUACUUCUUCAACAAGCUGAUCUCGACUCAGGUUAUGCAGCCUUUCAGUCAGCAACCUGGGGAACAAAGGUUAGCAUCAGUUCACAUGAUAUCAAGCUUGGUCUAUAUACCACAAAAUUUUGGUGUGGAACUUCAGAAGCACGUGCAAAGCAACCAGAUUAAGUAUAACAUAAGAGCAAGUUUUAAGGUGAAAGCAAGAUUUGGUGCUUUUCAUUAUUCUUACUGGUUGCAUAGCAGAUGCCAGAUAGAGAUGACAGGUCCACCAACUGGCGUUCUAGUUGCUCACAAUUGCAGAACAAAGAGAUGAAAAUGCAGAAACAUGUGUUGACACUGUUGUAUUUCACCAUUUUAUGUCAGAUAUUAGAUCUAAGAGGCGACUAAAGCAAUUCUGAUGUAAAGGACAUUCUGAUAAGCUCUGUACGUACAAAAGAAUUAUUUUCAGUUCUAACAAACUAAUCCCUGGGAGUGUUUUUCAUAUU
Pistacia vera is the source of this 1004-nucleotide messenger RNA. RefSeq lists its product as uncharacterized. The transcript has a single exon. The record is from RefSeq and is a predicted model, not a curated record. The coding region runs from base 8 to 832 and encodes 274 amino acids. Lineage: Eukaryota; Viridiplantae; Streptophyta; Magnoliopsida; Sapindales; Anacardiaceae. Gene Ontology annotation, cellular component: plasma membrane.